AUGCUUGCAGAGCUGGUCCAGCGAGACCCUCUGCUGCUGCUGCUGCUGGCUCACCUGCCACAUGGCCGCCUCCUCGCUAGUCCUCCGUGCCUGCGCAAUGCGCCUAAUCUCCUUAAUAACCUUAAGCUGCAGAGAAGGUCCUCCACAGUCCUCACAGCGCGGCACAUGCGAUGCUUUAGUGCAGGCUCUAGCUUAGGCGCCAGCUUAAGCGCUGCUGGCAGAGGCGAUAGGCUAGGCGAGCGCGCAGACGGCGUAGGCGCGAUGCUGGCCUGGGCAGAGGUAUACCUGCUUAAAUCUACGUCUGCCAGCGACGGCGGCGCAGCUGCUGUGUGCCUGAGUGGAGGUGGUGGCAGCAGCAGACCGCCCUGCGCCUGCGACGCCUCCAGGUAG
This is a messenger RNA of Lindgomyces ingoldianus, 390 nucleotides long. RefSeq lists its product as uncharacterized. NCBI's taxonomy places the organism in Eukaryota, Fungi, Ascomycota, Dothideomycetes, Pleosporales, Lindgomycetaceae. The record is from RefSeq and is a predicted model, not a curated record. The transcript has 2 exons. Bases 1 to 390 code for a protein of 129 amino acids.